AUGUCCAGGUUCGAGGGGAUCGAGCUGGGAGAAAAAAGCAACGCCGGGAUCCGUCUCACGAUCGCUUUGCUGGCCUUCCUCAUCAUCAGUAUGAGCAGUCCAGCAGAUGAUGCUAAUAUGCGCAAGUUCCUGCUCAUAGCUCUCGCGGGCUGCGGAAGUCUUACGGCGUCGAUGUUUUUCUUCCUCGAGAGUUCCUCGCCGAUAUGGCCUCUAGCGGGAGUGCUCUCGCUGGUCUCGAAUGUGUGUCUAGGCGGGAGCGCGGUGUGUCUAAACAGUCUACUUUCAGGGAUUUCGAAGGAGAAGGCUGCGGAGAUCGGGCAGAAAGAAGGGACGAUCGAGGCGCUUGAUGAGCGGGAAUACAAGGCGCUGGUUUCUCAGUGCACCUCCCAAAUCUCCUCGCGAGGAGUCGCAUACGGCUUCGGCUCUGGAAUCCUCGCCUUAGUUGUCUGCUUGCUCGGCGUGAUCCACAGGAAGGGUGACCUGGCUAGCUUGAGGUGGGCGAUUGGCGGCAGUGCGUUGUGUUGGGGACUCCUGACCAUCCCUGCCGGAUUAUGGAUCCCACCCCGCUCAUUCUCGCCCCGGCGGGGCUUCUCGAACCCUUUCAAGCCCAUCAAGAGCUGCAAAGAAAUGUGCAGGAUGCUUAAAGGGUCGCGGAAUAUUUUCCAGACGAUCAAGUUCCUGCUGGCGUGGGCUCUUCUAAGCAAUGGCUACUCCACGAUGACAUCGACUGCAAUACUCUAUGCCAAGACGUAUCUGAAGAUGGAGUCGACCAAGCUGAUCGUCAUAGGCAUCGUCACUCCGUCGAUGGGGAUCCUGGGCGCAUUGGUCUUCACCCCGCUCCAAAAGCAUCUGCAUUUUUUCGCGGGCGUGGACUCGAACCUGCGCGUCCUCAAGCUGAUCGUCCUGCCAACCUGUGCGCUCCCGCUCUACAUCAGCACGUCGGUGCUCUUCGGGAUGGACGCGCUGAGCUCCGAACGCGACAUGUUCUUGGUCGCUGGAUUCUUUGGCCUGUUUUAUGGAGGGUUCCAGUCUUAUUCACGGGCCGUGUAUACCGAGUUACUCCCCCCUGGACAGGAAGCACGAUGGAAUUCGCUGUUCAGUCUAACUGCCAAGGCUUCCAGCUGCUCCGGCCCGCUGAUCGUAGGAAUAAUAACAGAAAUGACCCAUGACAUGCGCUAUGGGUUCCUGUUUAUGUUGGUACUUUUUGCAUCAGCAUUGUUGAUCCUCCAGACAAUCGACAUGGAGGCUGGUCGAGUGGACGCCGAGAAUUAUGGAGUGGAGCAUUGGGUUGAUGAACAGCCGAAACACUUUGUUCUUUGCGACAAACUCGAGGAUGAUCCUACUUGUGAUUAA
Molecule: messenger RNA, 1353 nt
Organism: Puccinia triticina
Lineage: Eukaryota; Fungi; Basidiomycota; Pucciniomycetes; Pucciniales; Pucciniaceae
Exons: 9
Coding region: 1-1353 (450 amino acids)
Biological process (GO): amino acid transmembrane export from vacuole
Source: RefSeq, a predicted model, not a curated record